Bradysia coprophila is the source of this 1978-nucleotide messenger RNA. RefSeq lists its product as uncharacterized. Lineage: Eukaryota; Metazoa; Arthropoda; Insecta; Diptera; Sciaridae. The record is from RefSeq and is a predicted model, not a curated record.
AACCUAUUAUUUUGUUCUCGCCGGUCGAAAUGUUGUCCAGGAUUAUACUGCGAUGGAAUAAUAGUGCGGCUGUCGGGCUACGGAAUCAUAAAAUGUUCUACAAGACAACUCAAUCUGUGAGCAAAGACGCCGUUAAAAAUAUCGAAUCGAGUGAACAUCCUAGCACCGACAAGAAAAAUGAUAACGAUUGGAUGAUCACGAUGAAAUCGGCCAGAAAUUCCUUGGAACUGCUCAAUGUCAUUUCAAAAAAUGUGAGAGACUUUUCAGUAGAGCAAACGUUGGCCACAUUGAAAACGCUGGUUAGUUUCCAGAAGCAGAAGAGCACUUCGAUAAGUUACGGUGACAUUCUACGAAAUCCCGAUCUCGAAAAUCUGUGUCAAUCAUUGAGAAGGAAUACAGAACAUCUAAAUUUGGGAGAUGCGAUUGAAGCGCUGAAAUUCUUUUCGUAUGUCGGAGUUGGCACAAAAGGUAGCAAAGAAGCCAGAGCGGAACUCUUAAAACGAAUCAAAAGCCAACUCAAUGAUGCCACUUUGGGUAAUCUGGUUUUUUUGAGCUUCUUGCUUCGUCAAAUGGAAUCGAACCGUCUAGUGGAUUCGUUACAAAUGUUGUUACCCGAACUUGUACAACUUCAAGUCAGCAAAAACAUAGAUCAUCUUAACGUGACACAACUUACCGAAUUGUUGAAUUAUAUCAGUCACCACAGGCUCUCCGAACAGUGUACUGUAAACAUUUUGAAUGCAUUGAUACUCCACCAUCAAAAUUUGAAUGGAGAACAGGCAAAAACUAUUGUGUGGUCGUUGAGCAGCCCGAUAUUGUCGAUCCCAAUGGCGUACCGUGAUGCGUUACUGGAAAGUUCCAUCAGAGAAUUCGUCAAAAACAUUAAUCAAUUCGACUUUGGCACGGUCCUAAUAACAUUAGCUAAAAUGAUCAACAGAUACCUCGACGACACGAUUGAAUAUGAGAAAUUUUAUAACGAAGGUUUGUACUACGAAUGCACUGACUUUGUCGUAACGAACGAUUUGGGAUUCGAAAAGGCCACAUUUCUUCAGCGGCGCCUGAACAGAUUGGGCUUCGUUAAUAUCGAAUUGCUGGAAUACAUGCUGAAUGAAAUGGAAAAAAAUGCCAAACUCGUCAUCAAUUGUAAAACCACCAGCUUAAUCACUCUGGUUACAACACUAUCCCAGGCGAAUUACAAACCGAAAAAUUGGAAUAACGUUCGCCCAUUGAUCCUGGAAAGACUUUCGCUGGUUAAUGAUAAUCGAUCGAAUCUUCCGUGGGUUAAGGUGUCGAUCGAACUCCUGUCGCUGGGAAUUGAAUGUCCGUCGAUUUGGGAUAAAGUUUUUAGCAACGAGUUCCUCAAGUUAGAUCUGAAGCGAGACAGAAGAAAACGUCUGCUUCGGAUUUUGGAAUUGUACCAACAUGUUAAAGUGUUCACGGACUACAAUGUGGAUAAAAGGAUCAAUAUGAAAUAUUUAACGGAAGCCAAACAGGAGUUGUUCUCAAUAAUGGAGCAUCCAAUGCAACAGUAUCUGGAAUUGGCAUUUGGCGGCCCGUCGUUCGUUUACACAAAGGUUCAAACACAUUUAGGCCACAUAAUCGAUCAUGUGAUCGCAUUCGAUAAACAGACUAUGGAACCACUGUCGAUAAUAGAUGGUCAUGAUCUCUUGUAUGAAAAUAUAGCUGUUGAUAAGGACACAACUCAUUACAUUGCUGUGAUAACGUUCCCAAGCCGCUAUUACUGCAUAAAUAAACCAACUUUGAAGGGGAUUUACGAAUUGAGACUUCGAGCAUACGAACAAAUGGGAAUCGAUGUCGUUGUAAUAAAUCAUCAAACGUGGAAUCAACUGCUACACGAUGAAAAAGUUGUGUACCUGCAAAAUGAAGUGAGACUAAAGCUAAAACAACUGCAAAAUGUACUUCAGUAGGAUUUUGUAAAUAUUUAGUGAAGAUUGUUACAAGUACCUAAUGUUGAUCGAAA